Molecule: messenger RNA, 1785 nt
Organism: Pleurotus ostreatus (oyster mushroom)
Lineage: Eukaryota; Fungi; Basidiomycota; Agaricomycetes; Agaricales; Pleurotaceae
Exons: 11
Coding region: 1-1785 (594 amino acids)
Biological process (GO): transmembrane transport
Molecular function (GO): calcium ion binding; ATP transmembrane transporter activity
Source: RefSeq, a predicted model, not a curated record
AUGGCCAAAGACAAUGGCCCCGAAAAUACCCCCAGUGGCAGGGAGAUUUUCGAAUCGUGUUUCUCUGGCGCUCAAUACCCACCUCGCAUACCUCGGCUUCGAUCGGACCCAGUUCCCCAAUACCAUAGGCUACCCCAUUGUCUCUCCGAAUUUCGCUCAGAAGAAGGCAGAGCAUACCGAAAACACCGGCUAAAGACGAUGCACAAACAUUUACAGCAAUUCAGCCACCAUGAUCGACACUACACAACCGAUGCUGCGAAAACAUGGCUGAACGAUGGAGUUGCAGUCACACCGGAGCGCGCAAAGGACCUCGAGGCUCUGUACGAAUCUGAGUUAUUGGGGAUUUGUGGCGGGGGUGAUCUCCGCUGGACAGAAUUCAAAAAGUAUGCGUUGGCUAAAGAAGCAGAACUAUGGACGAUAUUCCAUGAUGAACUAGAUUUAGACGGGAACGGACAUCUUGACUCGCAGGAGCUUGACCUUGCACUGCGGAAAGCUGGCAUCGAGCUUCCUCCUGCGAUGCUUUCGGACUUUAUGGCAUCCUUAACCACUUCACCACACUCACAUACCAUCACAUUCAGUGAAUUCCGCGAUUUUCUUUUGUUGUUGCCCCGGAAAGUAUCCACCACCGAAAUAUAUGACUAUUAUAGAGUCAGAAAGUUCAUGGGAGACGAUGGAAGGGGCGUAGCCCGUGUUACCAUGGAAGGUGAUGUAACCUUAAGUGCCGAAGACAAACCACCGGCUCUAGCCCAUCCCAAGACGCCGCUCUCGACAGGGCCGUGGCAAGGUGCUUCAGAUGCGCAGGUACUAGAUGAAGACGAUGAUGAUUUCUUCGAGGAGGACGAAGAGGAACAUCAGUGGUUAGAAGGGCGUACAGCGCUUAAGUUUCUGCUUGCCGGAGGCAUUGCUGGUGCAGUGUCACGUACAUGCACUGCGCCGUUCGAUCGACUCAAAGUCUUCCUCAUUACGCGCCCGCCAGAUCUCGGAGGAGCAUCGCUUGCGAAACAGUCCGGUAUUGGUGGUGUGAAAGUGAUAGGUACCGCUGUUGCUCGGAUAUACACUGAAGGCGGUAUCCUCGCGUUUUGGGUUGGAAAUGGUCUCUCAGUCGCCAAGAUCUUCCCCGAGUCUGCCAUUAAGUUCUUCACCUACGAGUCAUCCAAACGCGCAUUUGCGAAGUAUUGGGAUCUUGUAGACGAUCCCCGUGAUAUCAGCGGUGUUAGUCGCUUUAUGUCGGGUGGGAUUGGUGGGAUCACCAGUCAACUAAGCAUUUACCCAAUCGAAACCCUGAAGACCCAAAUGAUGAGCAACACCGGGGAGCAGAAACGGACAUUACUACAGGCAUGCCGGCAUCUCUGGGGUCUGGGAGGGAUGAGGGCUUACUAUCGAGGACUCACUAUCGGACUUGUCGGCGUUUUCCCAUAUGCUGCGAUCGACAUGAGUACAUUCGAGGCUCUUAAGCUCGCCUACCUCCGCUCGGCCGGCAAGGAUGAACCUGGAGUCCUCGCUACUCUCGCAUUUGGCAGUAUCUCAGGGAGCGUCGGUGCCACAACGGUCUACCCACUUAACCUCGUGCGUACGCGAUUGCAGGCGUCCGGUUCCACAGGGCACCCACAACGAUACACCGGUGUUUGGGAUGUUACAGUCAAGACUUUUGAACGGGACGGUUGGAGAGGGUUUUAUCGCGGUCUAUUCCCUACGCUAGCAAAGGUUGUUCCAGCUGUGUCAAUAUCCUACGUCGUUUAUGAACACAGCAAACGGAGGCAUGUCGCCAGUUUCAUCCCCCUCUGA